Phymastichus coffea is the source of this 4048-nucleotide messenger RNA. It is a transcript of the gene wfs1, whose product is annotated as wolframin. NCBI's taxonomy places the organism in Eukaryota, Metazoa, Arthropoda, Insecta, Hymenoptera, Eulophidae. Gene Ontology annotation, molecular function: protein binding. The record is from RefSeq and is a predicted model, not a curated record. Bases 344 to 2947 code for a protein of 867 amino acids. Gene Ontology annotation, cellular component: endoplasmic reticulum membrane. Gene Ontology annotation, biological process: endoplasmic reticulum unfolded protein response; calcium ion homeostasis. The transcript has 7 exons.
GUGAUCAGCCGUCUGUCUUCGGCAAAGAAAAAAAAAAAAGAACUACAGACUCUAAAAAGAAAACAACUUUCACACAGUCCUUCGCGCGCGUUUUCCACGCGCAUGCGUGCCCACCUCGCGUACCCACGCGCUCGCGCAACAAUAUAUAUGUACUAUACGUACGUAGAUAUCUCGGUAACCUACAAACCCAAAGUGACGCUGAGAGGGAGAAGCGCGAAAGCGAAAGGAGUCGAGUCGCAUAUUAUCCCACACACACGCGUUGACGUGAAACGGUUUCCUCGUCGCGCUAGACUGAUCCAUCAGCUGUGCAAGUUCGCCAGGAUAAACACCGGUCGUCUAGGACAUGGCCGGUGUGGUACCGUUGUCCAGCAAGUCUGGCCGGAAACAGUGGACUCUGCAUGAUGGACCAAAAGGCUCUUUAAGAAGAUUGCGAAAUCAAUUAGCAGAGGAUGGUUGUCCAGAAUCACAAGUGGUGUUGGCUAAACAGCUAUUGGAAGAGUCUUGUGAAUUGGAAGUUGACAAGGAAGAAAAUGCCAAGUUAGGUGUUUACUGGUUAACUAAAGCAUCUGAACAGGGUAAUUUGGAAGCUACAGACAUUUUACGUAAAUGCUUAGCUACAGGACGAGGUAUUACUGAACACAAUUAUUAUGACGUAAAAGGUUGCCUAGACAUGACACAAGAUGAAAAACUUGCUAGGCGAGCUGCUAGAGAAAUGUUUAUAAGUUUGUCCAAUGGUGAAGAAUUUAUCACCACUGAGCAGCUACAAAGGUGUAUGAGAGAUUUGGUGUUUCCUUCCAUAACUAAAUCAUCCACUACCACAAGAUAUGUUAAUGGUAAAACUCAUUUUCAAAAGUUGAGUGAAGAUACUUGUAGUCAAGACUCACAUUCAGAUGAUGAUUCUACUCACGAACAAAUUGAAGACAAAGUUCAAGAACUCCCUCCAGAUUGGUCGGCACAUCAAGGCGAAAAAAUAACCGAAGCAGCGCUUGUAUCAGCCGCAACAUCGUAUGCACGCGGCACCAUACCUGUAGUCUCACGAGCACUGUGUUUCAUAGAUCCAGCUCAAAUGGAGUUGGAUGCAAUACCAUUACUACAACGACCUUUCGUUCACCCACUCGCCUCCUUCAAACGACUAUACGUUUGGCUAAUCGAAACACUUGGUCGCCGGACUGUGUCGCUUCGGAAAUUAUUUUUCACAAGUCACGUGCACACGCUCGUGCUUAUUCUGCUUCACGCGCUACUCGGUGCCGAGAGCAUUAAACUUUUUAUUCCAUUAGCCUUCUAUUAUCUAUCCUUUAUAGUAAUGAUUCUGGCUACGUUCCAGAUUCUACAGAGUAAAAGAGAAUUGUCUGAAUUACGAGUUUGGUCACAAUUGUUUCUCAGCUAUUCCGGUGGUAGUUUAAAUCCCGAAGAAGCCGAGUAUCAGUUCUGCAGGAACAAUCUCAAGCCGUAUGGUCACUUUUUUUUGGCUUUGUUGAUGAAUUUAAUGCUAUAUCCUAUAGUAGCUCAUCAAUGGACUCCACAAUCCGAAUUCACAGUGAUAGCUUUCACGUUGACAUUAGUCACUUUGUUCAACUUUGUACGGAUUUCUCGAGGUUUGGACUUCCUGGCACUUUUUAGUUUCAGUAUAAACGUAUUGGCAAAGUAUCCGUACGAAAUGGACGCGGUAGUAGCGCAAACCUGGCGAUUUCUUGACAUCAAAGUACCAACUUUUGCCUCGUAUGUCAUCGGUAAUGGCAUUGAGUUUUGUCUCAACUUUCGCGUCGUGUUCUACCUGUUGAUACCUGCAGUGUGCUUGAAGAUGGCUGCAAAAGAGAAUUGGAGAGGCACUUACAAAACCCUGAUUCCGCACUGUGUGACGCUUAGCUGGUGGCAAAUGUCUGUACUCAGCUCGCAAAGUGCUACUUGGUAUGGCUUGAUCAGAGGUGCCUUGGCUUUAGUUGGGAUGGUGCUGUUUCUACCGAUUGUUGGUUUGGCUUCAAUCAUUUUACCUAUUAUUGCUACUGCCAAAUACAUGUCCGAGAGCGAUCUCAUAAUGAGGGUUGGUGUUACGGCUGUACUUGGAGGAUUGCCGUUCGCUGCCUCUUGGUAUCUGAGGAAAACUAGAACGCCAAGAAGGUUCAACUGGGUUAUCACUUCAGCUCAGUUGAUUCUUGGAAUUAUUGCCGGUGCAUUCCUCAUGUGGCCACUGAUCACGGGUUACAAAAGUACGUCCAGCGUGGAAUCCAGUCCAUUUGAGAUGCCGUCCGAGCUUACAUGGGAGCAAUAUCAAAAUUAUUGCCACCAACCUGCGUGGGAAGAGUCAUCGUCCAAAGCUCAAAUUCAAGUUAAAUGUGCGCAACUCGAGGGGAUAUCUGUCUCUUGGGAGGGCUACGUCACUAGCACUCGUAUCAAGUCCAUUAGCAAUAAUUUGGCUCUUCUCGUCGAUCAAUUUCCUGAUUUCAUAGCCAAUCCAUUGCGCUGUGCUUUUGGCGAACCGCACAAAGAUGAUUGCGACAAGUAUACAAAUGAAAUUCGCAAAAUGAACUGUAAAGCAUAUUUGAAUGCUCGUAAGAAAAAAAGCAAAUGUCAUUUAGCUGCUUGGAACUGGUACCAAUUCGAAAUUUUUAUAAAGAUGAAGAAUGGUAUAUGGGGUAGUAGUGCUCAAGUUGUCCUUGUAGGUGAUCGAUCUUUCUCCAAUUUCAGUCUUAAUGUUUAUCCUGGUGAUAAAAUAUGGUUCACUGGUAUCUUAUCUAAUCACGGGGUAAACGGUGAAUCUCUUCUUGGAGGUUCGGCCCCUCAUGUUAUUUUAGAUGAAGUUGGCUGUCAUGUUUGCUCCGCCAUAGAUUUAAAAUCGUAUAAGAGAGAUGAAUACUGGAUUACUUUGAUGGAUGUUGCAAGAGGUGUCUAUAUGGGGACUAAGACCGUUUUAAAUUUUCUUCUUAAUCCUAUUGUGAUAUUUAAAUAAGAUUUUUUUCAUGCUUUUUAAAGCCUUUAAUAACUCAAGUUGAUACGUUUUAGAAUCGUACUUUUAAUUACGUUUUUGAAUAUUCGUUCAAAUUAUUAAAAUUUUUUUUUUUAUCUAGAGUUCAUAUUUUUAUGAUAUGAAGCAUUUUUUAAGAUGCAUUUUUUACUGCGUACAAAAUGUAAGUACGAAAAUAACAAUUUUAGUUCUUCUCUUCAACAAUAAAGCUAACUCAGUAUUGAAAUGUUACCAUAUUUAUCGCAAAGCAACGGAAAUAUUCAAACGAAUUGUACUUUCAUUGAGUUUGGUAUACCGUAUGAUCGAAAUCUUAAAAAAAUUACCUUCACUUUAUCAUAGUAUAUGAAUUUUUAUAUGGUGGCAAAUAGUUUUAAAAUAACAUAGUUUAUAUUAGAUAUAUGGAGUUUGUUGUAGAUUCCUUAACUUUGUGAGCCAAAUAGUUUAUAAGUAAUUAACUAGAAUUAACGAAUAGAAAUGUUUACCUAUUUUAUGUUACCGUUCAAUCAGGUAUUUGCAUAAGUAGAAUAUCAUUAUAUUCUCAUAUAUUUGUCAUGAUCACAUUGCAUGUAAACUAAGAUUAGUUUCAAUGCCACGAAAAUACGACGAAUUAAGAACUAUUUUUUUAUUAUGUUAAAUAAUUAAUAUGCGUAAUUUACGAUAACUUCUCUACUGAAAAGACUUUGUUAAUUUAUUGUUGAGAUGUAGAAUGUUAUAAUUAUGAAAUUUUCUGUAUAAGUAGUAUGAAAAUUGACGUACAUAUAUUAGACGUAUAGAUAUCUAGGCAGUGAUUACAUGUGUCAAAUUUUAAUACUUGAUUGCAUUUAAAAUUAUUCAUACAGUGCUAAGGUAAUAGUUCAAAAAACUGUUCAUUUAAACUUUCAAUUUGUAAGAACUGCAGUUGAUCUAUAAAAUGCAUUGCACGAAAUUUGAUCGUUUAUUGUAUAAACAUUCUCCAACAGAACAUGCGUCUUUCUUGACGUAAAUAAAAAAAGUAUCUUUGAAAUUGUGUAAGCUUAGAGAAAGUUAUAUUUUGUUGUAAUUUUAUUCACUUAUAACAAUAAAAGGUGCCUUGCAUUAUAUUAAAAU